UUCUUCCUCGGCCAAGCUGGUUCCAGACCCCAAUUUUCGUUGGGGCACGCUGUGGAAUGCUUGGGGACCGUAAGAUGUCUGGCCUCCAUCUAUCAGCCGAAAAGUUUGCUAUCAGAUGAUGUCCACUUGGCAAAGUUUCUUCUCGGAGUAAUUGAAAGUUAUCAUGCUCAGUGCCUGUUGUCAACUUGCACGAGCACCAGUGAAAAUGUUGCGUCUCAACUGGCAAGAGGUUAUCUAAAAGCAAUCAGUUGUGGGAAGUUCCAACAGCCGCAUUUACUUUGCUCAGUGAAGCAUUCACAAGAAUCGGGUCUUCGUUCCCCACUUAUAUUUGGCAAUCUGCUAUGGAGGUCAUUAGGAAAGUGAUGGACGUCUUACUGUCUCAGAACUUCCUUGUUGAAGGUGCUCCUGCGACAAGGUUUUAUGUUCCGCUCCUUGGAUUUCUACAUCUGGUUCUUACCAAUGCUAAGGGUUUUCAAAAUGACCAUGUUCCUGCUUUUGUGGCAACUUUGCGAAUGUUCUUUACGUAUGGCCUGUCACAACCCUUAUACUCCACUAAUGCUGGCACACAUAAGAAUGCUGCUAAAUUGAUUUCAGAAGACACUAAGAAAGAGCGUAUUCCGUAUCGCCCUCCUCACCUGCGCAGAAAGGAAAAUGUAAACAUGAAGCAGCUUAAAGCUCAGGAAUUAUCUUGUUCCUCACUUCCUCUGAUCAAGAGUCUUUUGCAUUGGAACUUAUUUCAUCAGAUUCAGAUUGCAGUGACAGUGAUGGAUCUGUUAAAGAUAAUGAUACUAUUAAAAGUUCAAAAGUCAGGACUGCUGCUAUAGUUUGCCUACAAGAUCUUUGUCUAGCUGAUCCCAGAUCCUUUACCACUCAGUGGACUAUGAUUUUGCCUACAACUGACGUACUAGAAACAAGGAAGUUUGAAGCUACUCUGUUGACUUGCUUGCUGUUUGAUCCUUAUUUGAAGGUACGGAUGGCAUCCGCAUCCACUCUGGCAGUCAUGCUGGAUGGCCCUUCAUCAGUUUUCCUGCAGGUAGCUGAGUACAAAGAGUCCAGCAAG
Linum tenue is the source of this 1060-nucleotide messenger RNA. The record is from the annotation of a GenBank genome assembly. NCBI's taxonomy places the organism in Eukaryota, Viridiplantae, Streptophyta, Magnoliopsida, Malpighiales, Linaceae.